Messenger RNA from Heterotrigona itama, 264 nucleotides. The record is from the annotation of a GenBank genome assembly. Lineage: Eukaryota; Metazoa; Arthropoda; Insecta; Hymenoptera; Apidae.
AUGGGUAGUCUUUAUCGGACGCAUAUUUGCCGGCUCCUGCAAAUCCCACCCCGGGAUUCCGCGCCGCCUAGGGGACAAAGAGACGCGCUCCACGCGAAAGAAGGACGGAGAAAAAUCCAACGAGGAGCUUGCCCACCCGCACCACCACCACCACCACCACCACCGCUGCCGCCACUGCCGACACCGCACCAUCACUAUCGCGGUGCCUCGUGUCGUUCACCAACACGGUCGCGAGAAGCGACCCUUCCGUGUGCCACCGGUUAG